AUGCCCCUUACCCUGGGAUCCCAUGCUACUGCCCUAGGAGCUCAACACAUCCUGUGUUCAUGUCCUCAGCUGGGUUGUUCACAAAAGAUGAUUGAGUACAUGGGGCAAGUCCAUCAAGGCCAAUUGUUCAGUCGCACAAGUUAUCCAAGUCACCUAGCCGCAAUCAACAGACUAUUGGAAGCCACCACACCACUUCCAACCCCCAGCAACCAACCUUCUCCACCAAACCAACCACCUACUUUUGGCCAGCCCUACACUUUGAUGGCCUCCACUCCCAAUCACCCAGUUGCUUCCACCAGUCAUGCACCCCCACAGCCCACUUUCCCGCCAAUUGGAGCUGCAAUGCCAUCAGGACCAACAAACGACCUAGAGAUGAUCAAGACGAAGGAAUUAUUUUGGUACCUCGGGACCUGA
Melampsora larici-populina 98AG31 is the source of this 414-nucleotide messenger RNA. RefSeq lists its product as uncharacterized. The record is from RefSeq and is a predicted model, not a curated record. The coding region runs from base 1 to 414 and encodes 137 amino acids. NCBI's taxonomy places the organism in Eukaryota, Fungi, Basidiomycota, Pucciniomycetes, Pucciniales, Melampsoraceae. The transcript has 2 exons.